CACACACACACACACAGUUAAUAUAUAUGCCAGGAACAAUAAAUCAGACGUUUAAUCAAUCUCACGUGCCAGUGCGCUGUUGACCUUUCGUCUUUGCCACGAGUGUUGCCAUCGCGGCUGCGAAGGAUUCGUUUCAGUUACAGUGUUAUGGUGUUUUACAGCUUUGGUGAUUAAGUAUACGCCAGCGCACCACGCACACACACCCACACACACGCACACAUCUCGCCCAGCGGAAACGGAAGUCAAAAGUUACGCAACGGAAGCUUAAGCUGUUGUUAUUAAGCCAGCCAGUCAGACGGAGGUGCAAGUGUUGCCGAUAAGUUCAACAAAUUUAAUAGCUCAAGUCAAACAGGAUAGAGCCAAGAAAGGGCUGCUCGCUUGCUUGCUUGCUUGUUCCAGAACAAUAUAAUGACGAAAUUCAAGUUGAAAUGUACGAGUGAAAGCACAAUGCAUCAGCGGAAUAAUAAAAAGUGAAUUAUUGCCCUAAUAGCAGCGCACAUUCAGAAGCAGAAGCAAAGGCAGGACUUCUGCGACAACAAUAGACAAACAUAAAUACUACUCUAAUACAAACGACAAACGAUUUAUAAACUGCUCUCAAAAGUAGGCAACACCGAAGCACCAGCAAUAACAACAGUAACAGUAACAACAACAACAGCGACGAUAACAACAGCAACAAAAUGGCGGACAUGGAACGCAUUCGACUCGUGUUACUGGGCGGAGCGGGCGUGGGCAAGAGCUCGAUUCUAAAGCGCUUUCUAUUCAAGUCGUACACGGACAAAUAUCGUGCCACAGUCGAGGAUCUCUACAAUCGUGAAUAUGACCUGGGUGGCGUCACGCUAAAGGUGGACAUUUUGGACACAUCCGGUGACAUGCAAUUCCCCGCCAUGCGACGCCUCUCCAUUGCGACGGCACACGCCUUCAUGCUCGUCUAUGCCACAACAUCCGCGCCCAGCUUUCAGUGUGUUAAGCAGUGCUUCGAGGAGAUUCGCGAGCAGCGUGCCGACUUUCAGGACAUUCCCAUUGUCAUAGCUGGCAACAAAGCGGACUUGGCCAGCUCUCACAGAGAGGUCAGGCAGGAGGAGGUCACAGAUUGGGUAUUCUGCGAAUUGCCACGACUCAGGGCCAAGGUGCUUGAGUGCUCAGCGAAGGAGGACACCAGCGUGACCGAACUGUUCAAGACCCUGCUCUCCCUCUCCCGUUUCCUGCCCGCCAGCAGCAGCAGCGGUGGCACAGGCGGUGCCGGUGGCGAGGCAGCGCCCAGCGGUUUCAAACGACGUUCCUCCGCCUAUGUCAGCGCAUCGUCCAGUCGCAAUAAAAAUCGCAUGAACAGUCCCGCAGUGGGCGGUGAUAAAAAAUCGAAUCUGGUUGAUGCCGUCGAUGUGGCAAGUACCAGUGCAGAAGCCAAAUUAAAGCCACGUUCCAGAUCACUCAUACGACGUGCGUCACGCAAGACCAAACAGCAAAUUAACAACGCAUCCGAUGACUGUAAUUUGCAGUAAAUACAGAUGCCAAACGAUGGUGACAUGAAGCGCAUAAAUGUGUUGGGCAUAAAUACAUGUUAAUAUUAACUAUGAUAAAUAACAAUUAUUAUUAAUAAUAAUAAAGUCAAGUUUAUUGCGCGAGUAAAACAACUGACAAUUUAAAUGAGAUAAUUAUGAGAAUAUAAAUCGAUUAUCGUGAAUUUAAAUAUGUUAUUUUGCUCAAUAUGCAAACUAAGCGAACAAAAAACUAAGUAUGAGUAUUCUAGUUGUUUAUAAUCAAUGUGCGGAAUCGAUAAUAAUUUGUUAGAUUAUUGAUAUCAAAAACAAAAAGCAUUAGGCACAUUAGAAUCUAAUCUCAUCAUUAUUUGCAUGGGACCAGUUUUAUUUGAAGUCAUUUUUAUAACUUCAUCAAAGUCUGUCCUUCUGUUUACUUUUUUUGUGAGAGCAAAUCUUCUGCUUUUAGUUAUUAAGCGUCGUAGAGUAUGUGAGCUUCGGAUUACCGACGAAUCGAUUUUAUAAUGCCAAUUUGAUUUUGCCAUAAAUUUACGUUUCUAUUAGAUAGCAAUUUGUGUAUGUGUGUGUGUGUGUGUGUAUCUGUGAGUGGAAUUUAUAAGAUAUGCGACAGUCUUUGAACAAAGUCGAAAUCAUACAGUUCCUUUGAUGAUAAAAUAAUAGGAGUAACUCGGAUUAUGUGUGCGUGUAGCAUAAGAAUACUAAGUUAAUUAUGUUUUUUAUUUUGAAUACAAUUAUUCAUAAUCAUUUAAUUACGAGCAUGUUGCGAUAGCUUUAAAAAUAGAUUAUUAACAAGUGUAGUCGAGUAAGUUAGAUUGGUGAGAUUGUUUGGUAUACUAGCAUUAUUUAAAUACAAUGUAUUCAAAUCUUAAAAAAAUGUAGUUGUUAAGCAAAAGAACAAAUUAGAAAAAUGCUGAUGGCAGUCUUACAAUUUGAAUGUGGUUGCAAGAUUUGAUUACGUUGCAGGUUGCAAGUUCUUUGGCAACGCGUGCCACUCAAGUCGCUUUGAC
Molecule: messenger RNA, 2503 nt
Organism: Drosophila sulfurigaster albostrigata
Lineage: Eukaryota; Metazoa; Arthropoda; Insecta; Diptera; Drosophilidae
Product: GTP-binding protein Di-Ras2
Exons: 7
Coding region: 678-1499 (273 amino acids)
Molecular function (GO): GTPase activity; GTP binding
Source: RefSeq, a predicted model, not a curated record